Molecule: messenger RNA, 1818 nt
Organism: Aspergillus tubingensis
Lineage: Eukaryota; Fungi; Ascomycota; Eurotiomycetes; Eurotiales; Aspergillaceae
Gene: samB
Product: MYND-type zinc finger protein MUB1
Exons: 1
Coding region: 1-1818 (605 amino acids)
Biological process (GO): establishment or maintenance of cell polarity; ubiquitin-dependent protein catabolic process
Cellular component (GO): MUB1-RAD6-UBR2 ubiquitin ligase complex
Source: RefSeq, a predicted model, not a curated record
AUGCGGGAGGUCAACUUCAGCAUCCCAAAUGUCAACAAGGCCUCUGUAAAUAUCACAACCACCCUCUACGACCGGCGUGCCUUGGAUUGCACAUCAACGCUACCACUCAUCAACUCCCUCAACCAUUUGGCCUAUCUCACCACAUCAUCAGCCCGUAUCCGCGAUAUUCUGACCGUCGAUGGCGGCAUCGAACGGCUGGUAUGUAUCCUCAAGGAGGGUCGGAGUCGGGAUUUGAUGGAGAUGUGGAAGUGGAGCCUCGCCUUCCAAUGUGUUGUCAAUAUUGGUGUGCGGGGCUCGGAGAGCGUGAGGACUCGAGUCGUCGAAGCCGAUAUGGUGCCCGUGAUUGCCACCAUCCUUGAUAACUAUAUUAAAGUGGUCGAGAAAGCCCGCGCACGGGCGGAUUCAGAAAAUCAGAGACAUUCAUCACGACACCACUCCAAAGGUGCACCCAUCACCAGCGACGCCCCUUCGCGUCCAGUGUAUGUGGACCAAUCGACGAACACCGAGCAACGUCCCUCUCGCCGCCAGGCGCCACCGCCUCACAUUGAAAUCCCCCCUUUCUACCAAGACAGCCAUGCCUCGGAUUCAAACGCCAUGGACAUCACAUCGUCCCCUCGGGUGCCUGUGACCUCCCCUCCGGAACGGAGCACCUUUGGACAGGAUGCCCACAACCUUAGAUCCAAUGAUACCCGCUAUGCCCAUGCUGCUCACCGCUACCGGGUGAUGCAGCCCCUUGCCACUGCCCUUCCUCCUAUGGAUGCAGCCGAUGGCUUUGGCCUACGCCCCGUGCGCGACACAGAGAGGCUUCCCAGCAUGCUACCUGGUUUCCAGAACGGCCUUGCGUCUCAGCCUGACUCCCCAACCACUCCCAGCGGUCCUGCGCAGCUGCGCAGCAACACCCAAGCCCCUUCCGCCCGACCACGGCCUACCCUGAGGCAACAGCAAUCAGCCUCUGGUGAGUCUGAUGAUGGAAACGGCGAGGGCUCGACCCUGGGUGACGACCCGGGUUCUGGAGAGACCGCUGAGCCGAUCGUUGGUAUCCAAAACCGGAUGGAGAUCGACGAUGACGGCGACAGGCAAACUGUGCUGGAGGGUGUUUCCAACACGCACGACUUGACUGUCAAUGAUACCUCUGAAAGCCAGGAAGCCGAGACAUUUAACAUCACUCACCGUUCUACUGUGGAUGGCAGCAUGAUCAACAACGAUGCAACGCGCACGAAUGGGGCCUUGGGCCUCUCACCCACGCAAGCCCCCAAUACUACCAACUCGCCUGCUGUUGUUCCCAGCCCAUACUCACUGUAUGUGCGUGACCGAUCAACCACAGCGGUGCAGGGCGUCUUGACGACGAUGCCCAAGGACGAAGAUGUCCUUAUGUCGCUUCAGUUACUCGCAUAUGUUUCCAAGUACUGCAACCUGCGCUCUUAUUUCCAGCACUCCCACCUCGUCCCUAAGCUCAAGGUUGACCGUGAGCUCCAAAUGUUGGAGGACGGCGUGUCGCCCAUCGAACCUCCGGAGGAGGAAGAUGAAUACCUGCUCCCGGACGAUGUCAACAUCUUCCCCUUGGUGGAGAAAUUCACGGUUCGCCACCACUCCAAGGACAUGCAAUACUGGGCAUGUGUGGUGAUGCGGAAUCUCUGCCGCAAGGACGAGUCGCGAGGCGGCAUCCGGCAGUGCGCAUACUAUAAGUGUGGCAAGUGGGAGGAAUUCCAGCGACAAUUUGCCAAGUGCCGGCGCUGCCGUCGCACCAAGUACUGCAGCAAAGACUGCCAGAAGGCAGCGUGGGUGUACCAUCGUCACUGGUGCCACACCACGCCAUGA